Messenger RNA from Scylla paramamosain (green mud crab), 5010 nucleotides. Its product is annotated as akirin-2-like. The transcript is spliced from 5 exons. Gene Ontology annotation, biological process: positive regulation of innate immune response; positive regulation of transcription by RNA polymerase II. Gene Ontology annotation, cellular component: nucleus; chromatin. NCBI's taxonomy places the organism in Eukaryota, Metazoa, Arthropoda, Malacostraca, Decapoda, Portunidae. Gene Ontology annotation, molecular function: transcription coregulator activity. Bases 116 to 751 code for a protein of 211 amino acids. The record is from RefSeq and is a predicted model, not a curated record.
GAACCAUCGGCCAGGCGCGAACUGCUGCCAUUGUUUGGUCUCGGCCAUAUUGAGGCUGCAGCUCCUCAGGCUACGGACUUUAUUCCUCUUUCCAGACUCAGGUUAACCAAGAGAGAUGGCAUGUGUGACCCUCAAGCGCUCGCUGGAGUUUGACCCCCUGCACCAUGGGAGCUGCACACCACGGCCCCACAAACGGCGGCGCUGUAUGCCCAUGUGUGUGUCGCCACAGAGUGCUGCUGCCGCCACCGCGCGCCACACAGAGUCACAGUCACCUUUCUCGGAGGUCACUCCCACACUCACCCCAGAGACGCCUCGCCACACUGUCAUUACAGAACAAAUAGCACAAAAUGUGAGAGAGGAGAUCCGCAGACUGAAGCGACGCAAGAUCCUGCAGUGUGGGGAGCGCAGCAUGGAGUGUGAGGGUGGCUAUGAGUCCCCAGCCUCCCCACCCUCUCCAGCCUCACUUACCUCACCCCUUCCCUCCCCCUCCUCAUCCACCAGUGCAGGUGUAGCAUCACUCCACCCCCCCCAGCACUCGUCACUCAGCAAAGAUAAACCUCUCUUCACCUUCAGACAGGUGAAUCUGAUCUGUGAGCAACUACUGCGUGAACGGGAGACGAAUAUCCGUGAGGAGUAUGACAAGGUGUUGGCCUCCAAGCUGGCAGAGCAGUAUGACUGCUUUGUCCGUUUCACCACAGACCAGAUACAGCAGAGGCUGUCCCAAGCGGCCCUUCCCAGCUAUCUUUCUUAGGAUGGAACUUUGCUGUUUUGCUAUGGACUAUGUGCCUUCGGAGGUACAAAGAAUGAAAAGUUGCUGGGAAAGUUUAUCCCCGAAAGUGUAAACUUUGUACAUAAGAACACACUCAUGCUGUAAAGGUGUUCACAGAGCAAGUGUAAUUAAAGAUUGCCGGAUGAAAUGGAUAUAAACCUCAUCUUGAUCUUGUCAGUGAUUGUAAAAGUGAUGUGUUUCGUAAGAUAGUGUGAAACAACUAUAUCCAUAUCAUUCAAGGCUGUAUGUCAGUAUACUAGUCUUGGGUUAGCCAAGAUAUAGACUCAAGACACUAAAGGAGCAAACUAUACAAGUUAAGAGGGACUUAAUAGCAACCAGAAGUGGCAGCUUUGGUGACAAGCGCAAGUUAACUUGUGGUGCUCAUAAUGUGUGGCAUUCCUCAACUGUUGUGUGUACAUACCUUCUAACCCAUCAGUUGCCUUUCACACUUUUCUUGCUGUAAGUAGGUGCUUUGCAGAGUGAAACUUCAGCAAACUAGACAUGCCUGACAGUAACCUCAGGUAUCUCAAAGCCCUGUCUGCGAGAAAGGUUGUGAUUGCCUGUUCAGAGUUGAGCUAGUACAGGAAGACAGCCACAGCAGCAGUCACAUUGCCUUCAUGUGAAUAUUAACUUAGGGUAGAGCUCCAUAUUGCCUUUUUUUCAUUUAAGUUUUGGCAUAAAUUUAUUUUUGACUUGCUUCUCUAAACUUGUCUUGACAUUUGCUACUACUUAAUGUAGGUUUCAUAUCUUGGACUUGUGUUAGGAAGGAGAUACCCAGGUGAUGUCUUCCUGCAUUAGUAUCUUGUAUCAUGAGCCCUCUUGUGCAGGGCUGUAUCAACCCACCAUUAUAAAUCAGUAUCACGCCUAUGCUGUUUUAUUAGAGAUCUGUUGUAUAAUUAUUUACUUAUGGGUGUUGUGUCUAAUGUGGGUAAUGUGUACUUUUAGGCAUAAUAAGGUGUUAGGUUCAAAGGACAUCAGUCUGCCAGUGCAGGGAGAACCUGCAUGUGUGAAUGGCCGUAGUGUUAGUAGCAGUGGAUCUUGACAUGAUCGGCUCACCGUAUGAAUUUACAUCUAGAGUAGGAUAAGUUUUUUUUUUUUUUUUUUUUUUUUUUUUUUUUUUUUAGAUUAUGAGGCUUGUCAGUCUCAUGUCUUGCAUAUUGUGCACAGUUAAAACGGGAUUAAAUAAGCUGCAUAUUCACUGUCAAGAGCUGCAGGAGCAGUGACUUUGAUAAAUUGAUGUCAUGUAUAGUUGUGGUCAGAAGUCUAGCAACUUGCCAUGCUUGUUUACAUUGUGUUUAGCAAUUUCCCUCCAUCUUAAGUCUUCAGAUCUGCUGAUAAUCUUACAAACCGUGACAUAGGUUCCAAGCAAUUAAGAGAACUUAGUUUGAGGGAAGAUGUUAAAACAGUGGAAAUGCAUGUGGUAUGUUACUAAGCUUCUUAUGAUAACUGUACUUAUCUUAAUGCAAGAGGCUUUGUUUCUCCUCAUUUUUAUUAUUAUUAUUAUUAUUAUUAUUAUUAUUAUUAUUAUUAUUAUUAUUAUUAUUAUUAUUAUUAUUUCUCCUUAGUGAGACAUUGUUGUGCAGCAACUGUGUCCUUCCAUUGUGAGUGUCACUUUCUUCACUUUCUUUGCCUUCUUACAGACUGGCUUACCGUUGUUGUGUUCGGCAGAGGAUCCAAGACAGGAGUGUGAGACUGACUCUGUUGGUCUUGUAGUGUUAACUUUAGUAUUCACAUCUUCAGUGUAAGUUUCUUUCUCUUCAUUUAUUUUAUAGGUACCCACUGUUUGUUAUAAGUUAGUUAACCUGACAUUGUUGCAUGAACUCUGAUAUAAGGAGCAAUUGUUUACUAUUUAUUUUCUUGUUCUCACUUUUUUACCGUACUUGUAUCAUGAAAUAUACUUGUUAAUGGGAAAAUACAACAUUAGUCUUAUUGUCAUUGUUUCACAUAGAUAUAACAGGAAAGUGCAUCUCCAUGUUUUGUGAAUACAGUGUAUGCAUACAUGACAUUCUUGUACAUUUGUGGAAUGAGCCAUGAUCUCUCUUAGAGGUGAAAGUUGCUGUCUUAACAAAAAGUAUUCCAUCUUAUGUUACAUCUUUUUUCUAAGGAUGACAUAUGGCUGGAAACCCAGCCAGUUUUAUUCAUUUUUCCUACUUUAAGUAGUGAUAGAGAUUUAACAGCAUUGUUUUCCUUAAGAUAUAUCCACAUCAUUCAGUUUUGUGCCAGGUAGCAUGAAACUACUGGGCAGUAUCCAGUAAUUUCACUCAGCUACAGGCCCAAACAGUCCAUAACAAUUGUCAGUGUCUGAUGCCUAUCACACUUGCGAGUCAUGCAUUGCUAAUUAGUAAGGCUGGCUGGGCCUCUGGGGAUGAGUGGCAACUGGCACUGACCUCACCUCAACUGUGAAGUCCAUUUGUGAGAAACAUAAAGUUGUGUGCAUAAGUUAAGCCUGUUUGUGGCAGAAUUCUCUGGGAUGUUGGACAUUCCGCAUAAAAUUUCAAGGCAACUAAUUACUUCUGAGGCCUGUUAAGGGUGAUGACACUUGGGAUCCAUUGGUGCCCUACUCAUAGUGGGGUUGGGUGGGUAGGGUGGUGUGAUGUGACAGCUGAGAAUUGUUGAGAGUCGUUCUUGGACACUGAUGUGCCAGAUCGACCAGCUAUGCAACACUUAAUAGUUGCUAAUGCUGUUUAGGUUUGCUGUGGCUGUUAUAAUUAUCCCAGUCUGUUUGCCAGCUCUUCUCUUGCUAGAUGGUUGGGUAGAAUUUGGGAACACCUGAUUAGGAUGUAAGCUAGGUCCUUGUUUGAAUUUUUAUUUAUAUAUGAAAUGAACUUGUUACUAAGAGCAUUUACAACACAUUUUUGAGGUGAGGUGGGGAAUGAAAGUGUAAAUGUUGGAUGAGUGAAGUGAGGAACGUAGUGUUUGAUGCUUGUUAAAGGAAUGAUAGAUGAUUCUCUCUCUCUCUCUCUCUCUCUCUCUCUCUCUCUCUCUCUCUCUCUCUCUCAGUGCAGUGCAAAAAUAAUACUGGAAUAGGUAAGAAUAAACUUUUGCAUGUAGACAUUAAUGAGUGAGUUAAAACUGAAAGCUUCUUAUAAGAAUGUAAAGGAAUGCAUCAUGGUAAACAGAAGCAAGUGAGUUCUGAAAAAAGUUAGUAAAUUGGGUGUCUGUAUACAAAUGAUACAAUAAGAGAGUGAUGGAAAAGAUUGAUGACAUGGAUAUCAAUCCAGUAUCUCUUAAAGAGAGGAAUGUACAUAGUCAGGGCAAGAUACCUCCAUAGAAGUCAAGGUUAUAGUAAGUACUGAUAAUGACAAGAGUUGAAAGAAGUAAUGUAGAUCUCUCAAUCAUAGGCAGUCCUCUGUAAAAGGAACAUCUUGAGAACAAGGAUCAGGAUAUGUAUUCAUAUUAACUCACUGGGUUGGACAGAAUUAAUCUUCUUAACGGGCGGGGUUUCUGGCCCUUACCACCAUGUGCAAAGGUAGGGAAGUCACACUCCACUGAUGCACCAGCUCUUAUAAACAAAAAAUUACAUAAGGAACUAACAAUACUAAAAGCUGGAUGGUGCAUCACAUGCAGCUAAUUAGAAAUAUAGUUGUUCUUCAAGAAAAUCUGAGAGCUCUCCUAAACAUACUAAGAUUAGAGAUGGAAAUCACUGAUUGAGGUAAAGCAUUCCACAGCAUAAUAUGUCUUAUUGAAAGCCUUUUCCUGCACUCUAACUGGGUUCUUGUAUGAGCAAUUUUGUAUUAAUAUCCCCUUGUUCCUGCAAGAAGUGGUUUGGCAAAAGUGUCACUUGGCUCUUGUACAUUUAUUAUGAAAAAUUUUCCAAUAUUUUAUAAGAUCAUUGCAAACUAAUCUACCAUAAAUAGAGAAAAGAUUAAGUGAUUUCAGUCUCUCUGAGUACUCCAUGUGUUCCAAACCCUUAACACUUUUUGUCCAUCGUCACUGUACUGAUUCCAGAGCAUGUAGAUCUCCUAUAUACUCUGUGUUCCAUAAGCAUGAUGCAUAAUCUAAUAUAGGAUGAACAUGAGAAACAUAUAAGGUUGCUAUAAAUGUUGGACUAUAAUUGACAGUAGGUCUGAGUAAGUUACUAGUAAGUCACCUGCCUUGUUAACAACAUUUGUAAUGUGAUGAUGGAACUUCAGUGAAGUGUCUAGUGUGACUCCAAGAUCAGUGGCUGUAACUUGCAGGGGGACAGGUGUGUUAUCUAUAUAAUACACACUAUUAUUUCCCAAUAAAUUUUCGUUAUCCAA